Messenger RNA from Prunus armeniaca (apricot), 1038 nucleotides. The record is from the annotation of a GenBank genome assembly. Lineage: Eukaryota; Viridiplantae; Streptophyta; Magnoliopsida; Rosales; Rosaceae.
AUGGAAAGCUUGCUUUGUGAUGAGGUUUGGCCGUCAAGUCCUGCUGUGAAUGAUCUUAUGAAUCACAUUGACUUUGAUCAUUGUGGUUCAAAGAGUUACUGUGGAUCAUCAAUGCACACAACUAAGGAAGACUUUGAGCAGGCUCUUACCAUAUGCUUGGGGAAGGAGAUGAGUUACAUGCCUGGACCUAACUAUGCAGAGAAAUUGUGUUCAAAUAAUUUGAUCAUUGCUAGGUUUAAAAGCAUUCACUGGUUUAUCAAGUGUAGAAGUCGGUUGAACCUCUCCCUUGGAACUGUUUUCUAUGCUGCAAAUUACCUUGAUCGAUUCAUAUCUAUGAACCAUUGUAAUGGAUGGGAAUAUUGGAUGGUGGAAUUGUUGUCUGUUGCCUGUUUAUCCAUUGCCACCAAAUUCAACGAUACCUGCACUCCGACGCUGCUCGAAAUUCAGAUGGAAGAUCUUGACCAUUUAUUUGAGCCAAGCACAAUCCAACGAAUGGAAAUGAUGCUGCUAAAGGCAUUAGGAUGGCGCCUCGCUUCUACAACAUCUUAUUCUUACCUAGAAUUGUUGACACGGAUCAUGGACUCAUUGAAACCUCAACUUCAUCAAGAGUUCAUUGCCCGAGUCAACAAGUUGCUUCUUGGAGCUAUUUCAGAUUCGAAGCUGCUGGGUUUUAGGCCAAGUGUGAUUGCCAUGUCUGCCCUAAGGUGCAGUCUGGACAAGUUACAAACUUCAACAGCAACAUCUGAUGCCUGCCUCACUUGUCUUACAAGUCUCUUGGAUCAUGAUCGAAAGGCUGAGUUGGUGAAAUGCCAUAAGAUCAUGGAAGAGCAAUCGGUUGAUGGCUUGGACAACUUAAUAGGUCACGAGAUUUUCCAUUUCUGCCCUUCAAGUCCCACAACAGUGUUGUUGAAGGAGCGUAUUAACUCUUAUGAUAACCAUGUUGAUUUCUCUCUCUUUAAUAUGAGAGGCCGAAACAUAAUCAAUGCGGAACCAGGGAGGAGGAUCAACAAGAGAAAGAGAGAAGAAGAUGAUCAGUAA